UUCUUCAAAUUGGAGUGCUCUCUUUUGAAGAAUUGUAAAUAUAUAUUAUAAUGGCUAAAUUUUUUCUGUUAUUUGUGUUUGUUUUUGCUAGUCAAGUGAUUGGUGGAUUGAAUACAAAGCUACCAUCUCCUUCAUAUGGAAAUACAAUAAGUAUUCUGAGUAUUGAUGCAGGUGGUAUUAAGGGAAUUCUUCCAACUGUUGUUCUUGAGCACUUGGAAUAUGCACUUCAGAUUGUGUCAAGAGAUGAAAAGGCAGCACUAGCAGACUAUUUUGAUGUGAUAGCAGGAACAAGUAUGGGAGGAAUCAUUACUGGAAUGCUAACUACUCCUAACCCUAAUGACAAUUCACGUCCUUUGUUUACUACUAAUCAAAUCUUACGAUUCUUCUUGGAUUUUGGUCCUUCUAUAUUCAACCUAACUUCUGCUAAUAAUUGGGAUCAUGAUACUAGAAAUGCCAAGUUUGACGGCAAGUUCUUGUAUGAAAAAAUACGCGAGCUUUUGCAAGAAACACGUCUGCAUGAAACAUUGACCAAUGUUGUAAUUCCAACUUUUGAUAUCUUGGACUUACACCCAGUUAUCUUCUCAAGCUUUAAGCUAAAGACUAUUGCUAGCUUAGAUGCAAAACUUUCUGAUAUAUGUCUUGGGACUUCAGCUGCACCAUAUGAAGUACCACCCUAUAGCUUUAAGAAUGGUGAUAAGGAAUUCAAUCUAGUUGAUGGGAUUCUCACUGCAGCUAGUCCGGCCUUGCUUGCCGUAAGUGAAGUGAUACAACAACUGAAUGAGAAGAAUUCUGAUUUUGUUUCUAUAAAAGCAAACGAGCCUAUUAAAAUCGUGUUGCUGUCAUUAGGAACGGGAACUGAUGUAGAGAAAAAAGGGAUUCCUGCUUCUUUGGCACAGUCCCUUACCUAUAACGAAUGGCUACCCGUAUUAGCUGCUGAUUAUUCUGUAUCUGCUGGAAAAGUGAAUGACUAUCAUCUUGAAUCAGUGUUUCCAAGUGAUUCAUCUUCUUCAGACAAUUAUUACCUUCGAAUUGAGGAGUAUAAUUUGGAUUCAGCCAUAGCUCCUGAUGAUGCUUCUAAAGAAAAGGUGGAAAAGCUUUUAAAGACCGGAGAUGAUUUGCUCAAACAGUUUGUUAAGGUUAUGAAUGUAACUUCUUUUCUUCCAUACGAGAAACCGAGUGAGGGUACAAAUGCAGAAGCUCUUGAAAGGUUGGCUGAAAUUCUGUACAAUGAGAGGCAGCUGCGUUUGAAAAGAAAAUCGAUGGAAAAACAAGGACGACCAUUCAUUGAAGCUAUUCCUUCUACUUUCCAGAUGACUUAAAUGCCAUGGACAUGCUUUGUACUAUGUUGCAAGAUCUCUCUAUCGAUGGUGUGAAAUAAAUAAAAUAAUGGAUAUGUGUGUGUUUUUCUAGUUUGUUGUUUUUCUUUCAAAUGUAUCGAGUCCUAUUAAUUAUAAGGGUGUGUGGGGGUAUGGUUUUAAAUUGCGGUCCGCAAUCGCAUUUGUGGCUGCAAUAUUGCUGAUGCGGUAGCCUUCACAUCCGCAUCGGAUCACAAUUGCGGUGUGAUUUGUAAUCACACGUUCAACAAUACUAGAAUUCGCAUCAAACACCUUCACCCAUGUUUCUUCACAUAUUUUCAUCAUAACUCAACAUUUGAGAACCCAUAAACUCAAUUUACAUGUGAUUUGUAAUAUAAAAUAUUAACAUUAAGUGUUCUUAAUGGUGUAUUUCAAAUAUUUCUUAAUUUAAAUUCACGCCGCAACGGUCGCAAUGCGCAUUGCAGCAACCGCAAGGACCGCAAUUGCAACACCCGCAACCUCAACCGCAUCUGCAGCCGCAAUUUAAAACCAUGGUGUGUGGCUUUGAUUUACUAGAAUAAGAGGAAUGAUUUGACUACACUUUGUACUACUCAUGCUUGGUUAAAUAUGCAAUCCCUUCUUCAAUGUAAGCGAGAUUCGAUUUACUCCCAGUAAAAAGAAAACUUGGAUUUUGAAUCCAGUACCAUAACCUUCCUCAUACAAUGACACCUUACCACUAGGCCAACUACUUCAACUUAUUAAUAAUUCA
This is a messenger RNA of Vicia villosa (hairy vetch), 2064 nucleotides long. RefSeq names its product patatin-08-like. Gene Ontology annotation, biological process: lipid metabolic process. Lineage: Eukaryota; Viridiplantae; Streptophyta; Magnoliopsida; Fabales; Fabaceae. Bases 51 to 1319 code for a protein of 422 amino acids. Gene Ontology annotation, molecular function: monoacylglycerol lipase activity; glycerophospholipase activity. The record is from RefSeq and is a predicted model, not a curated record. The transcript has 6 exons.